Mesorhabditis belari is the source of this 873-nucleotide messenger RNA. NCBI's taxonomy places the organism in Eukaryota, Metazoa, Nematoda, Chromadorea, Rhabditida, Rhabditidae. The record is from the annotation of a GenBank genome assembly.
AUGCCAAUAAGAGACCGUCCGCGCACGAUUCUCAUUACUGGUGCCACUGACGGAGUCGGGAAACAGACAGCCGCCGAUUUGGCGCAACAUCCAGAUAACUUUGUGAUCAUUCACGGACGAACAAAAGAGAAUUGUGAGAAGACGAUUGAUCAGAUUCGACGUGAAGGAGCACGAUAUGAUAAUAUUGAUUAUAUUGCAAUCGAUUUCACAUCUCUAGAUUCGGUAGCCACUGGUGCAAAUCAGCUUUCUUCGCGGUAUCCCUCGUUGAAUUGCGUUGUUUGCAAUGCGGCCGUGCUUCAGCAAAGAAGACAUGACACAAUUGAUGGAUAUGAGCACACGUUUCAAGUAAACUUUCUCGCGCAUUUCGUCCUACUGAAUCGCUUGCUACCAACGCUGGAGCAGAACUCGCCUGGUCGCAUCAUCGUCAUCGGCAGCACUUUGCAUUCAUGGACAUCAAUAGAGUGGACAGAUCUACAAGCCGAGCAAGAAUACGAGAAAUAUUUGCAAUUCUCGCGAUCGAAGCUGAUGUGUCACUUGAUGGCUUUCGCGUUGCAUCGAAGAAUGGCGUUGACCGGAUUCAAGGUGACAGUAAACGUGAUGGAUCUCGGACGAGAGAAACGCGAAACGAAUAACAACUACAAAUUUCGAUGCGCCUCGGCAUUGUCAACGUCGGAGUCAGUGUUUUCGGUUGGCCGGAGUGCUGGGGGAUUAGUGCAGAUGAUCGAAUCACCGGCGCUGGACACGUUAUCCGGGAAAUAUCUUGAUUGUCAUGGGAAACAAAUGAGAUCCGGCUCGGAGGCCACCGAUGAGCGACUCCAAGAGAGACUUUGGUCUGAAGCGGCAAAGCUCGCUCGUGAUCAUCUAAUCAAAUCA